Vicia faba (fava bean) is the source of this 1707-nucleotide messenger RNA. NCBI's taxonomy places the organism in Eukaryota, Viridiplantae, Streptophyta, Magnoliopsida, Fabales, Fabaceae. The record is from the annotation of a GenBank genome assembly.
AUGCUGAAAGCCAUCACCUCCGCAAACGCACCGUUCCCUAUCAUCUCACUUUCCAGAUCCAGGUCAAACCACCGUCCAAUCAGAUGCUCCGCUCAAUCUCUCCCUCUAGUUGACAAUGCAGCCAAGUUUCUCGAAGCUUCCAAGAACGGAAACGUCAUUCCGUUAUACCGUUGCAUAUUCUCCGAUCAUCUCACUCCGGUUCUUGCUUACCGCUGUUUGGUAAAGGAAGAUGAAAGAGAUGCUCCUAGUUUUCUCUUUGAAUCAGCCGAGCCUGGUCUUCACAUUUCUACUACCGGAAGGUAUAGUGUGGUUGGAGCUCAGCCGUGUAUGGAAAUUGUGGCGAAAAAGAAUAGGGUUACUAUAAUUGACCAUGAGGAAGGGUUAAUGACAGAGGAAGAAGAGGAUGGGCUGGAUCCUUUGGUGAUUCCGCGGAGGAUUAUGGAGAAGUGGAAGCCUCAACUCAUUGAUGAUCUUCCUGAAGCAUUUUGUGGUGGUUGGGUGGGUUAUUUCUCGUAUGAUACAAUGCGCUAUGUAGAAAAGAAGAAACUUCCAUUUGAAAAUGCUCCCAUAGAUGACAGAAACCUUCCUGAUAUUCAUCUGGGCCUUUAUGAUAAUGUCAUUGUGUUUGACCAUGUCGAAAAGAAAGCAUUUGUGAUUCAUUGGGUUCGGUUAGAUCAAUAUUCUUCUGCUGAAAAAGCCCUUAAUGAUGGAAUGGACAGGCUGGAAACUCUGGUAUCUAGGGUGCAUGAUAUAAUUGCCCCAAGGCUGCCUGCAGGUUCAAUAAAGUUAAUCACUAGCCUCUUUGGUCCUAAACUGGAACUGUCAAACAUGACAAAUGAGGAAUACAAGAAGGCAGUAUUGGAGGCCAAGGAGCACAUAUUGGCUGGUGAUAUUUUUCAAAUUGUGCUAAGUCAGCGGUUUGAGCGCCGAACUUUUGCAGACCCUUUUGAAGUCUACAGGGCACUGAGAAUUGUUAAUCCUAGUCCAUAUAUGACAUAUUUACAGGCCAGAGGGAGUAUUUUGGUUGCUUCAAGUCCAGAAAUUCUUACACGGGUGAAGAAGAGAAAAAUCACCAAUCGGCCUCUUGCUGGGACUGUUAGAAGAGGGAAAACACCAAAAGAAGAUCUCAUGUUAGAGAAAGAACUUUUGAAUGAUGAAAAACAAUGUGCAGAGCACGUAAUGCUAGUUGAUUUGGGGAGAAAUGAUGUUGGAAAGGUCUCCAAACCCGGUUCUGUCCAAGUUGAAAAUUUUAUGAACAUUGAGCGCUAUUCCCAUGUUAUGCACCUAAGUUCUACAGUCACUGGGGAGUUAUUAGAUGGCUUAACAAGCUGGGAUGCUUUGUGGGCGGCGUUACCCGUUGGUACAGUUAGCGGAGCACCAAAGGUUAAAGCCAUGGAGUUGAUUGAUCAGUUGGAAGUGACAAGCCGUGGGCCAUACAGUGGCGGAUUUGGAGGCAUAUCAUUUUCUGGUGAUAUGGACAUUGCCCUUGCUCUGCGGACCAUAGUUUUCCCUACUAAUACUCAUUUUGACACAAUGUACUCCUACAAGGAUGUGAAUAAACGCAGAGAAUGGAUUGCCCAUCUACAGGCAGGAGCAGGAAUUGUGGCUGACAGUGAUCCAGCUGAUGAGCAGAGAGAAUGCGAGAACAAAGCUGCAGCACUUGCACGUGCCAUUGAUCUUGCAGAAUCUUCAUUUGUUAACAAAUGA